AUGCUUCCCAUCCCACGUAGGACAAUCACAGUCGCUCGUCAUUCAUUCUUUACUUCAAUCCGACAUGCAUCCUCCCGUCCCACCGAUCUCCACCCCGACGAUUCCGGACGAUUAACCGGUUCUGCCAAACUCUUCGCCGAUGCAGAGAAAGAAGAACACCUAUCUUCUCACUCCUCUCGCGAUGAUCUGGUACAUACUCAAGGACCCAUUUGGACAGGGGAAGAAUCGCAAUAUGAUAAUGUACUUCGAAUGCUUGUGGACGCUCAUAAACCACUUCGAUCGGGAGGAGUGAAACCCACUUCUUCCGAUGAUAAGAUUCACAACUGGAUGAAGACUUUCGACCCUCAACCUCAACAAGAACAAAUGACCCCUCAUAGAACUACUAUCCCACCUCAUCUACACAGACCUUGGCAUUCCACGUACACAGGUUCUUCAUCCUCUCAAGAUCAAACACCUAAAGUCAAAUACGGUACUUUCCUUCAGAAAAGAGCUUCAGGCGAUUCUUUGGUUAAUGAUCUGGAAUUACGAUUGCCACAUGGGGCAGAUGGCAAGAAUAGGCAGAAAAUUAGAGAAGCGAGGAAAGCUGGAAAGAUGGUGAGAAGGUAUGAGAACGCCAGAGAGGGAGCUAUUGAUUAUAAGUUGGGUUUGGGCGAAGUAGUGACGGGUGUGAAUGUAGAUCAAGAUGGACAGUUUAGAGGGAAUAGACAAAUGAAAGGGAGUAGUGUUUUGGGAGCUGGGAAAGGUGGAUCGAGUGGUUUAAGAGCAUGGGCGGGGUUGGUAGAGGAUAGGAUACAACGUGCUAGGGAAUCGGGCUAUCUGAAGGUCACUACUGGACUCGGUAAGCCAAUAGCACGAGAUCCAGAAGCUGGUAAUCCACAUAUCGAAACGGGAGAGCUUCUCAUGAAUCGCAUCGUUAAACGACAAGGUGCUUUACCUCCAUGGAUAGAGCUACAAAACACUCUCGAUGCUGGGUUAUCAUCUUUUCGCUCUACCCUUCUUUCGACCUACACCACUCACUUAGUCCGAACCGUCAUGUCCACCAACUCACUCCACCCUCUACCCCCACUUCACUUAAUACCUGGUAACGACGAAGCUUGGGAAGCCCGCGAGAGAAAGUUUCAUCAAGAGAAUGUGAAACAGAUCAAUGAUCUAGUAAGACGUAUGAAUGCUCAAGCCCCGACCGUAGUACGCAGACCGUUGAUAGACCUAGAGGUAGAGCUGGAGAAAGUGCGUGGAGAGCAAUUGAGGCAAAGUGUCUGGGAAGAGAUCAAAAGGCGCGCUGAGGAUAUUUCCUUGCGUCAAGGAAGCUCUCCUUCUCAGAAAUCGGGGCCAGGGUUUCUGAUUGACCCGGACAGUAUAGCGAAGCUCAAGCAGGCCACGAGGAGAUCGUUAUGGACUAUAGCUAGACCAGUGGCUUCAGUCCUGAGUAAGGGGGUAUCCGGGUAUUCAGAGGGAGAAAAUCAAGGACACGGUCACAACAAUGGGGCUACCUCAGAUCAAGCAAAUUCACCAACAUCGAGCCCUGUGCGAUUUCUUAUCAUCACUGGGGUGGGUCUUGGCCUCUUGGUGUAUUUGCGUCAACCUGUGAAGAAUGAUUCUCUCUCUCCGGAAUACAUCCCGAUCCAUUCGACGUCCAUUUCAGCUUCACAGGAACCUGCGCAGAUCGUCGCCGCUUCUCCCGCCGAACCUCGCCUCACCCUCAUUCUCGCUUUUCAGAUUUACAUCUUCGAACCCAUCGCCACACUUGUUCGAUUUUUCCAUCUCGCGCUCCUCUUCGGUCCCGUCAUCCUCCUUUCUCCCAUGUUGGUGAAUUGGGGUGCACUGUGGUGGUAUAGCUUUUUGGUCAAACAGAUGGAACGCGCCGGACCGAGUUUCAUCAAGCUCGGUCAAUGGGCUGCAUCUCGUGCUGAUCUCUUCCCUUCUGCAUUGUGUGAUAGAUUGAGUAAAUUACAUUCAAACGGUGAUCCUCACUCUAUUCGACAUACUAGACGAGUUAUAGAACAUGCUUUUGGAUUACGAUUUGACGAUAUUUUCGAGACAUUCGAGGAUAAACCUAUUGGAUGCGGGGCGAUAGCCCAGGUAUAUCGAGCGACAUUGAAACCGAAAGUCCUCCCCGUAUCUGCUCGCAAAGAGGUCGAAGCUCAAAGAAGGGAUCCUGAAGGAGAGAAUGAUGACGAACAAUUAUCAACCUCAGUAGCUAUCAAAGUUCUUCAUCCCAGAGUACGUAAAUUGGUUCGAAGGGAUAUUGCCAUCAUGUCAGUUUUCGCCCGGAUCGUCAAUGCUCUUCCAGGGAUGCAGUGGAUUUCUUUGCCUGAAGAAGUGGCCGUUUUUGGGGAGAUGAUGAAUUCUCAAUUGGAUCUCAGAGUGGAGGCUGCGAAUUUGGAACGAUUCGAUGCCAACUUUCGAAAAAGAGGAAGGAUGGAAAUGCUUUUACUCGAUAAUUGGACUCAUGGUGAUUUACAUCCAGGUAACAUCAUGGUUCGAUUUUACAAACCUACAUCUACCGAUUAUCUUUCCCCACUAAUCGAUCGUUUUACCGGUUCUCAUCGAUCACCGUCUCCACCUCCUACAAUACCUCACAUUUCUAAAUCCUCUUCUGAAUUAAUUUCCCUACUCUCUUCUCAAACACAUGACCGAGAGUCCUGGCUCAAUCAUCUCACGGCAUUAGCAGACCAAGGUUAUUCUCCACAAUUAGUAUUCAUCGACGCGGGUUUAGUGACAUCUUUAAACGAUCGUAACAGAAAAGAUUUCUUAGAUUUAUUUCAAGCAGUAGCUGAAUUCGACGGAUACAGAGCAGGUAAAUUAAUGGUGGAACGUUGUCGAACACCAGAAUUAGUGAUCGAUGAAGAAACUUUCGCUUUGAAAAUACAACAUAUCAUUCUAUCUAUCAAAUCUAAAACUUUCAGUUUAUCUCGUAUUAAAAUAUCAGAUAUUUUAACUGAUGUUUUAAAAGCUAUUAGACAACAUCAUGUUAAAUUAGAAGGUGAUUUCGUUAAUACUGUCAUUAGUAUUUUAUUAUUGGAAGGUAUUGGAAGACAAUUAGAUCCUGAUAUGGAUUUAUUCAAAAGUGCUUUACCCAUACUCAGACAAUUAGGUAGACAAAUGGGUACUAGGGAUGUUAUCGCUUCUACACCAAAAGGGAAUAUCUGGGCAAUGAUCAAGUUAUGGGUUUGGAUAGAAGCUAGAGAAGUAGCUGGAAGUGUUUCGGCUUUUGAUGAAUGGAUCAAAGUGGGUCAAUGUUUUAUGUUUUGA
Messenger RNA from Tremella mesenterica DSM 1558, 3252 nucleotides. RefSeq lists its product as uncharacterized. The transcript is spliced from 9 exons. NCBI's taxonomy places the organism in Eukaryota, Fungi, Basidiomycota, Tremellomycetes, Tremellales, Tremellaceae. The record is from RefSeq and is a predicted model, not a curated record. Gene Ontology annotation, cellular component: mitochondrion. Bases 1 to 3252 code for a protein of 1083 amino acids.